AUGUUUGAUAUGUCGCCAUGUUAUUUAUACAGAUACCAGACAAGUAAUGGGAUCACAGUUGAAGAGGAAGGCUCGUUGAAGAAUCCAGGAACUGAAGGAGAAGCGCAGACUGCCCGAGGAAGCUACUCUUACACAGCUCCUGAUGGCCAGGUCAUCACCGUCAACUGGUACGCGGACGAGACCGGCUUCCACGCCGAAAGACCAAACAUCCAAGCUCCCGGGUCGAGACCUCUUACACUCUCAACACUUUGGUUUCUUUUAAUAUUGGAAAUUGCUCUUAUCCAGUGUCAGCAGCCUCCAAACAACGGUGUCAUCAUAUCUUCCAAGAGUGAAAAUAAUCAAGAUGGUUCUUACAAGUACAGUUAUGAAACAAGCAACGGGAUCUCCGUUGAAGAAGAAGGUUUCCUGAAGAACGCCGGGACGGAAGGAGAAGCUCAGACUGCCCGAGGAAGCUACUCUUACACAGGUCCUGAUGGCCAGGUCAUCACCGUCAACUGGUACGCGGACGAGACUGGUUUCCAUGCAGAAGGAUCGCAUAUACCAGGAGCUGGAUCAAAACCUAUUAUUGCCGGCCCACAACCAACUGCUAUUCCAAAACCUACUGAUACCCCGUCACCGGAGACAUCAGAACCUCCAAUAUUCUUUCCUGUCCGUGCUUUACCUGAAUUUUUCAGAGGAUAAAAUAAAACCUUAACAUUGUAGAAGUACAAGAAUUCAUAGCGAUUUCUUUCCGACUGUAAAAAACAUAACGUGUGUGCGAGUUAAAAAAAAUAAUUUCAUAGAUAAUUAAACUGAAUUCAUAAGAAAAAAAAAGUAAACAUAUGUAUGUAC
Molecule: messenger RNA, 831 nt
Organism: Nezara viridula (southern green stink bug)
Lineage: Eukaryota; Metazoa; Arthropoda; Insecta; Hemiptera; Pentatomidae
Source: the annotation of a GenBank genome assembly